Messenger RNA from Budorcas taxicolor (takin), 2233 nucleotides. Its product is annotated as zinc finger protein 134-like. Lineage: Eukaryota; Metazoa; Chordata; Mammalia; Artiodactyla; Bovidae. The transcript is spliced from 3 exons. Gene Ontology annotation, molecular function: RNA polymerase II cis-regulatory region sequence-specific DNA binding; DNA-binding transcription factor activity. The record is from RefSeq and is a predicted model, not a curated record. Gene Ontology annotation, biological process: regulation of transcription by RNA polymerase II. Bases 282 to 1562 code for a protein of 426 amino acids.
GGUCCUUGGUCGACCUGUCUGAGUAGAACCUCGGGAGCUGUGGUCCAGUUCACAGGUGACAGAAAGCGAGAAGGCGCGGGAGGAGACGCUAUUCUCGCUACAAAGAGGCUGGGUGGUGGCAGCUCUCGCGAGGAUUCCGCCACAGUGCCAAUCGACAGCGGUGCGCAGUUCCGACGUGAGAUCCCUCCGGACUCUGUGGUCCUGACGGAUGGCUGCGGCAGCAGGGGACCCGCGUAGAUCCUCUGUAGAACUGAGAGUUUGUGACUCAACUCUGAGAGGUCAUGACUCGAGUCACAACAGAAGGAGCUUGGACAGGUCCUGGUCGUUGGCAUGGAGUGGACAAGGAAGAGGCAGCUUCUGAGCAGAGUGUUUUUGUAGCAGUGUUGCACAUUCAUACUUCCAAGGCAGAUUCAUUGACUCAGAUGGCUCAUCCUUGUAACUUAUGUGGCCCAAUCUUGAAAGAUGUCUUGCACCUGGAUGAACACAAAGAAACACACCAUGGGCUGAAACCGUACACAUGUGGGGCGUGUGGGAGGGAAUUCUGGUUCAGUGCAAACUUUGACCAGCAUCAGAAGCUGUACAAUGUAGAGAAACUCCUAAGAGGUGACAAAGGCAAGACAUCAUUUGUUACUAACUAUAGAGCUUGUGAAGAACCUCUGCUGUCAGAGAAGCCCUUUGCAUGUAAGGAGGAGCAGAAGAACUUCCAGGUCAGUUUGGGCAGUCACCAGCAAAAGGCAACCCACAGCAAGAGGAAGACACGGAGUCCUGAGAGUGGGCUGGCUUUGCACAUUGGACAGAUGCAUUACAAGUGCAAUGAAUGUGGGAAAGCUUUCAGCCGCAAGGACACGCUUGUCCAGCACCAGAGAAUCCACACUGGAGAAAAGCCUUAUGAAUGCAAUGAAUGUGGGAAAGCUUUCAGCCGCAAAGCCACACUCGUCCAGCACCAGAGAAUCCACACAGGAGAAAAGCCUUAUGAGUGCAGUGAAUGUGGAAAAGCCUUUAGCCGUAAAGACAACCUUACUCAGCACAAAAGAGUUCACACCGGAGAGAUGCCUUAUAAGUGUGUUGAGUGUGGCAAAUACUUUAGCCAUCACUCCAACCUAAUUGUACACCAGAGAGUUCACAAUGGAGCAAGGCCUUACAAGUGCAAUGACUGUGGGAAAGUCUUCAGACACAAAUCCACACUUGUUCAGCAUGAGAGUAUCCAUACUGGAGAAAACCCUUAUGUUUGCAGUGACUGUGGAAAGUCCUUUGGCCACAAAUACACCCUCAUUAAACACCAGAGAAUUCAUACUGAGGCAAGGCCUUUCAAGUGCAUUGAAUGUGGGAAAUUCUUUAGUCGAAGCUCUGACUUUAUUGCACACCAGAGAGUUCACACAGGUGAAAGGCCUUUUGUGUGCAGCAAAUGUGGGAAAGAUUUCAUCAGAACCUCCCACCUUGUUCGGCACCAAAAAGUUCACACUGGAGAGAGGCCAUAUGAAUGCAGUGUUUGUGGGAAAUCAUAUAGCUUAAGCUCCCACCUCAUUAGGCACCAGAAAGUUCAUGUUGCAGGAAGGCUUUAGGCGUGCUUUUAACACAGCAGGACUCAUGGGAAGAGCUCUGUGACUUCCUGUAGAGAGAGACAUCAAAUUAUGUGUUGAACCAUGUAUAUCUAGACAUUGACAGUUGAGAGAUAGUUUAUGAAUGCCAUGUACAGGGGAAGCUUUCAGAAGCUAUGUUGCACUUUCAGACCUGCUUGGGUUCCUUGCCGAAUUUUUUAGUAUCAAUGCCUGUGGCUGAAAACAUCUCAACUCUACCCUAAUAUCCUCAUGGGGAGGCAAAACUUCGUAGUCUCUCUCGAGUCCCUGGAGGGAAUUAUAAGAAACCUGAGUUCUAGAAUUCCCUGGUGGUCCAAUGGUUAGAACUCUAUGCUCCUUCUGAAAACCCAGGUUCAAUCGCUUGUUGAGGAAAAAAUCCCACAAGCCAUGUGGCCAUAAAUAAGUAAGUGGAAACCUGAGUUAAAUGGGGGUCCUCGUUUGCUCCCCUCUGACUGGCAAAGGUGUAUGGGCAUGACCCAUCUUUAGCCAAGAGGAACUGAGCUGUGUUUUGGUAACAGAAAAGGUUUACUUUCUUCAUGGACAUUGUUGGUUUCACUCUCAUGUGAUACUUGCAACAUUUUUCCAGCUCCAAGUCACCCAACCUGGAUAAUUAUUUGCCUCAUGUUGCUCUGGUUUGUGUGAUAAUAAAUACCUUA